AUGUCGGUCGAUCGAACGCCGAUAAAAACGACGGUGGAUCCCGAGCAGGUGAAGAUGCUUAUCCACCAACGAGGAGCAGUGAAAGGAAAAGUGACGAAAAUCCACAAUACGCUAGAGAACCCUGAAGACCAUCCGGAGCUAGUGAGUGUGCCACUGCUGAAGGUGUUCCAGAAGAAACUGGAAAUGCACUAUAGUGAGUAUGAGGCCAUCCAUCGUGAAGUGUUGUCAGUGACGCCGCCAUCGAAGGUUGAAGAGCAGGAUGAAAAGCUGGAGGAGUUUGACAAACUGCACACCGACGCCUUGAUCAGGCUGGAGCAGCUGAUGGAGAGUCUCACCAAGCAACCUGCCACCGCGAAUGUCAACGCUGGAGCAGCACCUCCCGUAGUGGUGCAGCAGUCCCUCAAAGCACCGAUACCCUGCUUUGAUGGGAAAACCGAGAACUGGCCAAAGUUCAAGGCGAUGUUUUCGGACGUGGUGUGCAACAGCAGCGACUCGGAUGCUGUCAAAUUGCAUCACUUGGACAAGGCCCUUGUCGGUGAUGCCGCCGGACUCAUCAACGCCAAGAUGAUUACCGACAACAACUUCAAGGAAGUUUGGAGGCAGCUGACCGAACAGUUCGAGAACCCGAGAGUGAUUGUGGACACCCACGUCGAGGGAUUGAUUCGUCUGAAGCCGAUAGCGAAGGGAAGCUACAAGGAUCUUCUGGAGCUGAUCAAGACCUGCGAGCGUCACGUAGCUGGGCUGGGGUACCAGGGACUGAAUGUGGAUACCCUCUCCGGCAUCCUCAUCACCAAGCUGCUGACGUCGCGGCUGGACGACCACACCCUCCAGCUGUGGGAGCGCAACCAGAAGCACGAAUCUUCGUUGAAACCCCAGUCUGAACCCCUUCCUCAGAAGAACGAUUCUCCAAAGGUUAACGCGGAAGUGAGCAAUACACCCAAACCCCCAACGUCAGCAGCCCCAAAUACCUCGUGCUCGUGCAGUAAUCCCCAAACCGUGAAAACCGUGAUGCUGUUGACGGCCGUUAUUAACCUCGAAGAUUGUCGUGGUAAUGUGGUUCCGUGCCGCACCCUUUUAGAUAGUGGAUCCCAAGUGUGCUUCCUGUCAGAAGUGAUGGCCAACCGAUUGUCCAAUCCCCGUGAAUCUGUAAGCGUUCCGGUUACAGGAAUCGGUGAAGCCAAGUUCUAUGCUCGUGAGAAGCUGAACGUGUCAGUUUCCUCCAGGUAUUCGAACUUUUCUACCACCGUCGAGUGUCUGAUUGUACCGAAGGUUACUGGAAUUAUUCCAUCGUCGAAGAUUGAUAUCUCCUCCUGGUCGAUUCCAGCAGGGAUACAAUUAGCCGAUCCCGAGUUUUUCGUGCCAGAGCGAAUUGAUAUGCUCAUUGGUGCUUCGAAGUUUUUUUAUUUGCUUAAGUCAGGUCACCUCCGACUAGCAGAUGGUUUGCCAGAACUCCAUGAGACCCAUUUCGGAUGGGUUGUUGCGGGUGAGAUAGACGAUCGUGUUGUCAAUACGGUGCAACAAGUGCAUUCCGCCACUGUGGAUUCUUUGAAUGAUACCGUGAAGAAGUUCUGGGAACUGGAAGAGAUUGCUGAUACCCCGAGCCUAGGAACCGAGCAGGAUGAGUGUGAGGACACCUUCCAAAGGACCCACCAUCGAACACCAUCUGGAAGAUAUGUUGUGCAAUUACCCUUUCGAGAAGAUGUCGACAAGCUUUGUGACAACCGAGAGAUGGCUCUCCGUCGUUUCCUUGCGUUGGAAAGACGACUCGUGAAGGAUCCUACCCUGAAGGAGCAGUACGUGCGAUUCAUUCAAGAGUAUGAGGAGUUGGGCCAUUGCAGAGAAGUGGAUGAAGCACGCGAUCAUCCAUCGCAUGGACGCUACUAUUUACCCCACCACGCCGUGUUGAGACCAUCUAGCUCCACAACCAAGCUACGAGUGGUUUUUAACGCCUCGGCGCGACCAUACCAAGGCGCAAGGUCGCUGAAUGACGUUCUGCAAGUCGGUGGCAACGUACAAAAUGACUUGUUCAGUAUCCUCCUUCGAUUCCGCAGACAUGCCGUAGCUUUCACUGCCGACAUCACGAAGAUGUAUCGCCAAGUGCUGGUUGAUCCAUCGCAGACUUGUUACCAAAGGAUUUUCUGGAGAGAAAGCCCAGACAAACCACUGAGAGUAUUGGAGUUACAGACCGUAACGUACGGGACUGCCGCUGCACCUUUUCUAGCCACCAGGUGUUUAAGCCAGUUGUGCGAGGAUGAAGGAGGCAGGUUCCCAGUUGCAGCGAAAAUAGUGCGAAAGGACUGUUACGUCGAUGACGUCCUUUCAGGAGCCGAGAGCGCAGAAGAAGCAGUUGAUGCCCAGCAGCAGUUACAACAGCUGUUGCGAUGUGGUGGAUUCCCGAUACAUAAAUGGAGUUCGAAUUGUCUAGCGAUGCUUACUAAUGUUCCCGAGACAGACCGAGAGAAACUGAUACGCUUGGAUCAAGAGUCGACCCGAGAAGUAGUCAAGACCCUGGGACUGACUUGGAGCCCCAGAGCCGAUGAGUUCGUGUUUCUUACCAGUAGUUGUGCCAAAGUUCCAAGCAAGUACACAAAGCGGAUGGUAUUUUCUGAGAUUGGUAGACUGUUCGAUCCGCUGGGCUUGGCAUCACCCAUCGUCGUUAUUGCUAAGAUGCUAAUGCAAGAGAUUUGGAAGUCUGGUCUACCAUGGGAUGCCGAGCUUGAUGGAGAACUACUUCAGUGGUGGCUGACUUUCCGUGACGCUUUACCAGGAGUUUGCGAGUUGAGCAUACCCCGCCGUGUGAUUUCCCAACAAGCCGUUGCCCUGGAAAUACACGGAUUUUCAGAUGCGUCGAUUCGAGCGUACGGAGCCGUAUUGUAUGUGAGAAGCAUUAUACCAGAUGGCACUGCACAACUAGCCCUGUUGUGUAGUAAGUCGAAGGUGUCGCCUAUCGCUGAGAUCUUCGUCCGAAAUAGAGUAUCGGAAAUCAACAAGGAGACCAGUGGCUACACAUGGAAGUAUAUCCCCACCAAGGAGAACCCUGCGGACAUAAUAUCAAGAGGAAUGCUCCCUAAUGCUUUGAAGUCAAGCGAGUUGUGGAGGAACGGCCCAAGGUUCCUAUGGGAAUCUGAUUACCAAGUUGAGUCGCCAACAGAUAUCCCAGAUGCGGAGCUGCCGGAGAUGAAACAGAUCGUAGUUGUAGCGUCAACCGCCUUCAACAGAGAACAACUUCCCGUAUUUUCUAAAUACAGUUCCUUCCGUAAGCUUCAGCGAGUGAUAGCUUACGUCCAGCGUUUCAUCUCAAACUGUCGUGAGAAGGAUGACAAGCUCCGUGUCAAACAAAGACACACCAGUGUUCCAGAGCUCCGUAAGGCAAUGGAGCUGAUUAUAAAGAUCGUUCAGCACGAGGUUCUUGGAGAUGAAAUCAGACGGAUUAUUCAAAACGAGCCUUGUAAGAAAAUUGCACAGUUGCAUUCCAUAUACCAGGAUGGAGUUUUAAGAGUCGGAGGGAGAUUGAAACACUCACCCAUGAUGUCAGAAGCAAAACACCCGUACAUACUUCCGAGGCACCCGAUUGUUGACCUGUUGAUUCGAGCAUAUCAUUUGGAGAACUUGCACGAGGGACCGUCUAGUUUGCUUGCGAACCUACGCACUCGUUUCUGGAUACUAGACGGACGAUCGGCCCAAAUGGGCAAUCUACCUUCUUGUCGGGUCACGCCAGCUCAUCCAUUCGAGGUCACGGGCGUAGAUUAUGCAGGUCCUGUGUAUGUGAAACAGGGGCGCCACCGACCGAGAUUAGAGAAAGCAUAUCUGGGAGUCUUCGUGUGCAUGGUCACAAGGGCUGUGCACCUGGAGUUAAUUUCCGACAUGACCACCGAAGCCUUUGUUGCGGCAUUGCACCGAUUCACCGCAAGAAGAGAAGUGCCGAGAGAGAUCCAUUCUGACAAUGGAUCCAACUUCCGAGGAGCGAGAAACGAGUUGCACGAGCUGUUUGAAUUGUUCCGCUCAGAAGCGUUGGAGAAUGAGAUUGAGGAUUUUUGUCAGCCAAGGGAAAUUUCAUGGCACUUCAUUCCUCCUGAAGCGCCAAACUUUGGGGGAAUUUGGGAGGCUGCUGUGAAAAGCGCAAAAUUCCAUUUGAAAAGAACUCUCAAAGACGCUCGGUUAACAUUUGAGGAGUAUGUGACAGUCUUGGUUCAGGUUGAGGCAAUUCUAAAUUCAAGACCGCUCUAUUCCGUAUCGUCUGACCCGGGUGACCCUGAAGUGAUCACACCGGGACACUUCUUGAUUGGCCGGCCCUUAACUGCCAUACCGGAACCCAGCUAUGAGGGUAGCCCGGUCAAUCGUCUAAGUCGUUGGCAAUACCUCCAGAAACUGCGAGAAGGUUUCUGGCAUAAGUGGAAGCGCGAAUACCUUCAGUCCCUUCAAGGUCAAAACAAAAACAGGACUAAGCAGCCAAACAUCCAGCCCGGCAUGAUUGUGCUGCUCGAGGAGAAGGAAACACCGCCAUAA
Molecule: messenger RNA, 4506 nt
Organism: Aedes albopictus (Asian tiger mosquito)
Lineage: Eukaryota; Metazoa; Arthropoda; Insecta; Diptera; Culicidae
Exons: 4
Coding region: 1-4506 (1501 amino acids)
Biological process (GO): DNA integration
Molecular function (GO): nucleic acid binding
Source: RefSeq, a predicted model, not a curated record